Didymodactylos carnosus is the source of this 474-nucleotide messenger RNA. NCBI's taxonomy places the organism in Eukaryota, Metazoa, Rotifera, Eurotatoria, Philodinida, Philodinidae. The record is from the annotation of a GenBank genome assembly.
AUGACUUGGUUUCGUAGUUUGCCGCAGGUCGUUUCAGUCUGCUCGAUUGAAACAGCUGCUUCAAAUACCGUAACAUAUUCUCAAUGUUUUACCUCUGGCGCAACAGCAACAAGUCAAUGUACAGCAUGGACAACUUUUGUAGCUCAAUUAACGCCUCGAGCCUAUACUCUGUUAACUAUUCGUGGUACACAAGAUUUAGUUGGAGUUACGGUUACUGAUGCAACUGUUAUAUCGAAUAUUGCAUCAGCUUUAAGAACUUCAACCGCUUAUGGUCCAGUCACAUCAAACAGUCGUUCAUGGGCAGUUGGCUCAUGUGGAACUGCAUACGAAUUGAGUGCCAGUGGCACUACUUGUCAAUGUGCCAGUCCCGGUUACAUUGCACGACCGUGCCUUACUAAUUUAAACUGGGGUGGAAUAAACAACAUUACAUGUAGUGCCGCAAGUCAAACAAUAACAGUUAUAUUUCAGUACUGA